CCUAGGUUUUCUUUCUCUGUCUUGACUCUCUAUCCCUCUCCUCUGCUCAAACCCAGCGGUGGUCUCGGUCGACCUUCUCCUUGCACCCACCACCACCACCGCCGCCGAACCGCCAUCAUCCGGCGGUGAUAUUCCGAAUACAGGCUGUGCACCACCAACUGUGUUGAGUUGAGGUAAGGUAUAACACUUCCUAAACACACAUUUGAGUUGUAGUGUUCAUUGCUUGGUUUUGGUUUAGUUUUCAUUGGCAUAAAACAUAGUUGUAUGUAUGUUUGUGGUGUUUGGGAAUCUCUCUCUGCUUUCGAUAUGAGUGUUAAUGUCCAUGUGGUUUCAUCCAUCAGUUAGACUCAAUUUGGGUUUUCCCAGAAUAUUGAGUUCCACUUCUUCUUCUUUCAAGUCCAUCUCUACUGCCCUUGCAUUCCUCAACCCAACUCAAUCUUCUGAUGAUGAAUAUGCAUCAUCAUCAUCGUUGUCCUCAUCUACUGCCUCUUCUUCUUAUGCUAAUAGUACUGCAACUGAUAUUUCUGGUUAUACCCACAACCUUAACACCACCAAAACUAGCACCCCUGUAGCUCAGGACUUAUUUGAUGCGUCCCGGGUUGUCCAAAUCUUGAACUCUAUGAAAAGGGAUCCCAAGACCGCAAUUUCAUUCUUUGACCGGUUAAAGGAACAGGGUUUCGCGCAUGAUGUAUCCACGUAUGCCGCGCUUGUUAGGAUCUUAUGCCAUUGGGGUCUGGAUAGGAAGUUGGAUGCUGUGUUUUUGGAAGUCAUUGUUGGGUCCUCUAAUGGCCAUCGUCAACACCCGGGUUUUGAAAUUUCUGAUUUGUUUGAAAGGCUUGUGGUGGUGGAGGGAUUGCAGGCUGAUGAGACAUUGGUUAGAGCAUACAAUGCGUUGGUUAAGUCUUAUGUUAGUAUCGGUAUGUUUGAUGAGGCCAUUGAUGUUUUGUUCCAAACGAAGAGACGGGGGUUCAUUCCUCAUAUCUUCACUUGUAAUUUUCUAAUGAAUCGAUUAAUUGAGCAUGGCAAAGUGGACAUGGCUGUGGCUAUUUAUGAGCAGCUGAAGAGAUUAGGUUUGAGCCCUAAUGAUUACACCUAUGCAAUUGUGAUCAAGGCACUCUGCAGGAAGGGUGAUUUGGAAGCAGCUGUUCAUGUGUUUCAGGAGAUGGAGGUAGCAGGGAUUACUCCUAGAGCUUUUGCUUACACUGCAUAUAUCAAAGGGCUUUGCACCCAUCAGAGGUCGGAUUUGGGAUAUCAAGUGCUACAAGCAUGGAAAGGGGCAGAUGCCCCUAUAGAAGCGUAUGCUUAUGCUGCCGUCAUUCGUGGAUUCUGUGACGAGAUGAAAUUAGAUGAUGCAGAGAGUGUCUUUCUUGAUAUGCAAAAACAAGGGGUGGUCCCUGAUGCACAAAGCUAUGGUGCAUUGAUCCGUGGGUACUGCAAGAGUUGCAAUUUGCUAAAAGCUUUGGCUCUCCAUAAUGAUAUGGUGUCAAAGGGUAUAAAAAGUAACUGUGUGAUUGUUAGCUCGAUUCUUCAAUGCAUGUGUAACAUGGGCAUGUCUUCGGAAGCAUUGAGUCUAUUUGAAGAAUUUAAGGGGUCUGGAAUUUUUCUUGAUGAGGCGUCAUACAAUAUUGUGGUGGAUGCUUUGUGCACACAGGGGAAAGUUGAAGAAGCUGUGCAACUGCUUGAAGAAAUGAAAGGUAAGCGUAUGAAUUUAGAUAUUAUGCACUAUACAACCUUGAUUAAAGGGUAUUGUUUCAUAGGAAAAAUUGUUGAUGCCUUGAAUCUAUUUGAGGAAAUGAAGGAAAACGGUUUCAAGCCUGAUAUCAUUGUUUAUAAUGUACUUGCUGCUGGGUUUUCUAGAAAUGGCCUUGCAUCUGAGGCACUUGACCUUUUGGAAUAUAUGGAGGCACAGGGUUUGAAACCAAACUCUGUUACACACAACAUGAUUAUUGAAGGUUUAUGUAAAGGUGGCAAAGUAAAGGAAGCUGAAGAAUUUCUAAGUACUUUAGAGGAUAAGAGUGUGGAUAAUUAUUCUGCUUUGGUUAAUGGGUACUGUGAAGCCAACUGUACAAGUGAGGCCUAUAAACUUUUUGUUAGGCUGUCAAAGCAAGGAUUUUUAAUUAAAAAAAGUUCAUGCGUUAAACUACUCACUAACCUUUGCUUGGAAGGUGUCUGUGAUGCAGCUCUUAUGGUGCUUGAGACAAUGUUGGCAUUGAAUGUAGAACCAAGUGAGAUAAUGUACAGUAAAGUCUUAGCUGCUCUUUGUCGGGCUGGAGAUAUGAAAAAGGCUCGAUGGUUUUUUGAUUUUUUAGUUGAAAAAGGGUCAAGUCCUGAUGUCAUUUCCUACACAAUGAUGAUACAUGGUUUUUGCAAAAUGAAUUGCUUACAAGAAGCACAGGAUCUCUUCCAUGAUAUGAAGGAGAGGGGGAUUGAACCUGAUGUCAUCACUUACACGGUUUUGCUAGAUGGUCUUUCCAAAACGAAUCUAAGAAGGGUUUGUUCCCCUUUAGAUGCAAGGGAAAAUAAGGAAGGGAAAGUGGAUGCUUCAACUGUUUGGACAGAAAUGGGGGACAAUGGUAUAAGACCUGAUGUUAUUUGUUACACUGUUUUAAUUGAUAGGUACUGUAAGACAGAAAACCUUCAGGAUGCUGUUGCCCUCUUUGAUAAUAUGAUUGACAGAGGACUAGAACCUGAUACAGUGACAUACACAGCUCUUUUGUCUGGCUAUUGUAAUAAGGGAGAUGUGGAUAAGGCUGUGGACCUCUUUAAGGAGAUGUCUACUAAGGGAAUACUGACAGAUACCCGCACUGUCUCUAUUCUACACCACGGAAUUAUAAAAGCCAAGAAACUGCAAUUUCGGAGAUAGCACUCUAUUGACUGCCAACGGUCAGAUGAACCCAAAAUCCAAAAACUAGUUCAGUCAACUAUUCAAAGGUGGCUGUUGAUUUUGCAGGCAGAGCAGAAAGGAAGCUCUAUGGGUAGGCCUCUCUAAAGUCACUCAUCUUCAGAUUUUUAUUUGACGAAAGAGGUCACUGUGCUUUCCAUUUACACCAGGUACUCUUUUCAAAGAACCAAAUAUCUGCAAAAACAUCCCCCAUCUUGAAAGAGGUUGGACUGAGCCUAUGUACAUUAAAUGUCAUGCUUUUGAUGAUCAGUACAGGACAAAUGAUACAGUUAUACCAGGAUCCAGAAAACUUAAAUUGGUAUUUGUACUGGAUAAACAUGAUGAGAAGAAAGAGUUAGAGGUUUUCAACUUUACUGGUGCUGGAGGUGUAGCCUUGUCCAUGGAUAACACCGAUGAGUCCAUUCAUGCUUUUACCGAGGCUUCAAUGAAUACUGCUUACCAGAAAAGGUGGCUACUUUAUCUUAGUACUAAAAACACCAUUCUUAAGAAAUAUGAUGGAAGUUUCUUAUCAUGUGAAUUUCAUGAAGAUUCAAGGACAUAUUUCAGGAAGUUCAUGAAACUCAAUGGAAAUCUAAAUUUGAUGCUGCAGGGAUAUGGUAUGAAUACCGUCACUGAUAAUAUGGUACCUUAGGUUCUUAAAGUGAAGGAGGUUAUGUGGACUUGCAGAAACUAUGAUUGCAAUGUGCAGAGUGAUUGUUUUGCCCAAUGUUUGUAUCAAUGCGUGAAUUGUAUGAAAAGUUUUUAGCUCUUGGAGUGUCCUAACUGAGUGUUAAGUUAUUCAUCUAGUUUACGAUAAAAACUCUUGCCAUUGGUACAGGAUUUGGAUCUCUUGUGCUGGUGACAUCAGUGCUGGGGUGUGCCUAGAUGGAAAGACAAUCAAACCUGAAGCAGCACAUGGGACAGUUACCACUAUUACUGGCUCCAUCAGAGAGGUGGUGAAACCAGCAUAAACAGCAUAGCAUCAACAUUGGCUUUAACACGAGGUCUUGCACACAGGU
Molecule: messenger RNA, 3900 nt
Organism: Quercus robur (English oak)
Lineage: Eukaryota; Viridiplantae; Streptophyta; Magnoliopsida; Fagales; Fagaceae
Product: pentatricopeptide repeat-containing protein At2g26790, mitochondrial
Exons: 9
Coding region: 317-2863 (848 amino acids)
Molecular function (GO): protein binding
Source: RefSeq, a predicted model, not a curated record